CACCCCCCCACAGAGCAGAGAGCGUGAAAAAUCUCACUAAUGGGUUUAUUUUCUGUCAGAUCUUCACCGAUGCGUCAGUCCACUGGAGCAUUCCCUCGGACUCAUUUCAUAGUUGAGUAAGUCGUGGAGCGGCGGUCGAACCAGAGCCGCGGCGUUCUCAUCCAAACGAGCAGAUAAAGCCGUCGGAAGUUCUCAGAUCUCCUAGAAUUCCUCAGAUCUCCUUCCAGGCCCCGGCGAUUGUUUUUUUUUUUUCGUUGACAAUAUGAGGUGCGGAGUAGGGCCCUGGGCGAUAGCGGCUGCGUUGUUCUGGACUUUGAUUUUGACCGGAGUGGAAGCCAAAAAGGAGAGGAAGAAGCUAAAAGAAGGAGCUCCUCAGCACACGGAGAACUUCAACGCGACGGUGUCCAACAGCGAGGAGGUCGGAGGAGCCGGCAAGGUGUCGGAGCAGCAGAGGGUGGACCCUCUGGGGUCGUGGAUGGACUUUGUGAAGCGGCCAGUCGGGAAUUUUCCUGCAAAAUGUCGCAAAAGGAAAAGGCCUCUGCCAGGUCCCCCCGGUCCACCCGGCCCCCCAGGACCACAGGGCCCUCCUGGAGCUCCAGGUGCAGAGGUCACUCAGGAGGUGCUGCUGCAGGAGUUUAAACAGAUGAUUAAAGAGGCGUCUGAGAGGAGAGCCUUGACCCUGGACAGAGCUGGUCCCAGUCAGCUGCCCGCUCCUCUGCUCCCCCUAGAGGCCAUGACGUCAUACCGCCGCAUAGAGGAGGCCUUCCACUGUAAACUCAAAGGACCCGUGCUGGUGGACAAGAAGACACUGGCCGAGCUGCAGAACUUUCAGACACCCCCAGCCAAAGGAGCGUUCUUGAGAGGAGCUGGUAUGGACCAAACCACAGGCAGAUUCACAGCCCCCAUCACCGGAAUCUACCAGUUCUCUGCAAACGUCCACAUCGAUCAUAAUGAAGUGAAGAGGAGCAAGAGUCAGCUGAAGGCGCGGGACAAUGUUCGAGUCCUGAUCUGCAUCGACUCGCUCUGCCACAGAUACACAUCUCUUGAAAUGAUCGUGGGAUUAGAAAGUAACAGCAAGAUAUUCACCGUGAGUGUGCAAGGGCUGCUGGAGCUGCAGGCUGGACAGUACACCUCCAUAUUUGUGGACAACGCCGCCGGGGCCUCCAUCACGAUACAGAACGGCUCCGACUUCAUGGGCAUGCUGCUCGGGGUAUAGCCAAUGCUCCAAACCGUGGGACUCUUUGGAUUUUUAAUCAUUUCCCAACGGACUUCUUCUGAGCAUCCCCACAUCCUCAACAAACAAAAACAGGACAUGAGAGCUACAGUGAACUUUCAGGAGACUUUUUGAACGGUGAAAAAGACAUUACAUGGACUUUUGGACAUUUUCUUGGACACUUCAGUGAGGUAC
Boleophthalmus pectinirostris (great blue-spotted mudskipper) is the source of this 1408-nucleotide messenger RNA. RefSeq names its product C1q and TNF related 12 (gene c1qtnf12). The record is from RefSeq and is a predicted model, not a curated record. Gene Ontology annotation, molecular function: hormone activity. The coding region runs from base 263 to 1216 and encodes 317 amino acids. The transcript has 8 exons. NCBI's taxonomy places the organism in Eukaryota, Metazoa, Chordata, Actinopteri, Gobiiformes, Gobiidae.